This is a messenger RNA of Monascus purpureus, 4100 nucleotides long. Lineage: Eukaryota; Fungi; Ascomycota; Eurotiomycetes; Eurotiales; Aspergillaceae. The record is from the annotation of a GenBank genome assembly.
UUUCCUUGCUUCUUUGCUUUUGCAACCCUUGCAUCAAUCCUUAUCCUCUUGAUUACCAUGCAGAUGCAAACAACCUCAUGCGACAUUCAUGCAACUAGGUGACCCCAGUGGUGCUUCUGUCUUUUCUUAAAGAAAUGGAGCAUGUAUCAACACUUUGUGCUGCUAGCACUGUCGGUGUCGCUGCCACUGGCUUCGCCUUUGGACGCGUGGAACGCGCUUCAAAAUCACAUGAGUCCCGGAGAAGAUCAUUCUUCUUACACCAUCGCCAUCGAUCCUCCUCCUUCGCGACAGACGUUCCGGAUCGGACGACGACCCCGACGACCCUAACGACUCCUGAUAUACGUCCGAGAUCUUCUUCCAGAUUGUCCGCGAUAGUUGAAUCCACAUUUCGUUCGAAUACAAACCACAGUGAGAAUCAUGUGAAUGAUGUUUCCGAUAGUUGCCAGGCCGCGCGUCCAGAAUCGCGGAGGGAACCAUGGUUCAAUUCUUCGGGACCGCGCCGUCUCCGUCGCAGAGGCUACACCAAUCCCACCCUAACAAACAGUCAGGAUGAUCCGACUGCGUCCCAUUUUAAAAGGCCGUCCUCCUCUUGGUUGCGACGCUUGUCGAUUACCUCUUUCCAAACCGAGAGCCCUGUCCCGAGUCCGACUUCUGCGACCCCAUCAUUCGGUUCAAACAUAGCUCGACCGCCCAGCCGGCGCAGGGAGCCGAAUCGGCUUGUCAAGCGCUCGAAUUCUCAGCAUCUACGUGCUAACCCUCUUCUUGUUAAUACGUCUCGUUCCACUUCGCUGCAUCGGCCUGCUACAAGUUACCAAAGACCCGAGACGUCCGCACGAUGCGCACCGGCACAUACUGGAACACGCGAGUUUGACAAAAAUGUCAACUGGCGGCCUUACUUGGCUUCCAGUUCAAAUGAGUCACCAGAUAGAUGGGUUCGGCCUCGGUCAGCGUCGGGAUUAUCAGUAGAUGAUGCUAUACACCGGAUUCUUCCAGAUCCAUAUGCUGCUCCCGCACUUCUACUAGCGACAUCAAUUACUAGAAAGGAGCCAGAAAAUGACACUGGAACGAGUCGGCGUAUUUCUACCGCCCCUGGCGAUCUCCGAUUCCACGAUCCUUUUGGCAAUGUUGAUACUUCGCUUCAUGCAGCAGAACAACCAUUGCCUUCAGAAGCCGCUCUCAAAAAUGAGCCAGAGACGGUUGUAGCACCGACUACUUCGGAAACUGAACCGGAUAAUCCACCUGGGGGGAAGAGUCUUCAAAUUUCGGUCUCGUUGAGCAGGCCUGAGUCCGUGGUGUCAAUGACAGCGUCGAAUGCAGGAACGAUCAGGAAGUUCAGUGGUAGUGGAUCUUUGAGGCGCGUGAAAGGGAGGACAUUCGCAUCAAACCUGACUUUGUCAGAAUUGUCGAACUUGGAAGGUGCGACCUCAGUCUCUCAACGUUCCGGUAGGCGAAAUGUCACGGACCCAAGUAUUUUUUAUGACCCUGCGACUGCCACGCAGCAUCCAUAUCCUGCCCCGUACUUUUCAGGGAUCAACGAGCCCUUUGGGAAUCCGGUAUCUGCGCCGUUGUCGCGGGCUUCCACUGACAUGACCCGUUUGCGAGGUAUUGCACGGCGUUCUUCUACUUCGGACGCUGUACCACUAUCGCCAUCUCAGUUCGCUUUCUAUCGCCAGCCCGAUCCCACCUGGUCUCCUCCUUUCCGUCAGCGCAUGAAGCGGCUAUCAAUAGCGACUUCCGACCCUGCGUCGACUGUUAUCAGCUCUGAUGACACACAUACAUUUACCUCUGGGGGUGAAGAAGAAACAGACUUCUUGAGUGAAACUGCCUUUGACUCAGUUCGCACAUAUGCGACCGCUAGCAGUUAUUCAAGGCCAGCCCGCGGUCCACGAAUUGAAACAGUUUUUGAUGAAAAUGAUCCCUGUGGGCCGACGAAGGAGCGACUCGCGAGUCUAGAGGAACUCUUGCCGCAUGGCUCCUUCUCAGCUAGGUUGUCUGGCUUGGGUUCUCAAGCUUCGGGGAACAAUGAGGGCUCUAUAAUUGUUCCAAGCGGCACGCCCAGGACGGAUGAAAACCUCCCUGUGGCUCAAGAGUCCGAGAAGAUUUCUGUUGCUCGCAGCGUAUCGCUGAAGUCCAAUUUAUCGGAAGCGAGAAGUUUGGUAGGUCCAUUGCCAAACGACCUGAACGGAUGGUCUUCCAGAGCGUCACGUGCGGUGUUCCCUCUGGCAGGUGGAAGGGACACAUCCGACGAAGAUGGCCAUAUCUUCCCCAAAUCUGAAGAUUCUGCUACCUCGACUGCCUUCCCGCUCCAGCAUAGCAGGGCAAGAUAUCACAGGCAACCGUCUCUGAAUUCUGGCCACAAGGCGAACAUCUUCGACUGGUCCGAGCAACCAGAAUUAUCUGGAUCCAAUGCACGGCCAACUACAGUCCAUGGCAAGCAGGGAAGCGACAGCAGGGCUAGCCGCCCACCCAUUCGUAAGGCACCCAAUACCCUACACUUACGCAGUCAGAGUGUUCCUGCUGCGAGGGAACCGCCCGCCAAUGAGCCACAACAGGCUUCGGCCAAGUUUGGUACCUGGGGCCUAGGUAGUAAGGGUGCCAGUGAAGAUUGGGACAGCGAUUUUGAGUUUGACGACUCUGAAGGAAGCCUAAACAAUGAUAAUGGAAAAUCCAACAAAAAGACGGGCCAGCGCGGGAUGAUUGUUCCAAAAGCGAUUAUGGAGCGUCAGGCUAGCUUGUAUGGGCAGUUUGGCCAGGUCCAAGAGUUGACCCUGCUAGUUGAAGAGCUCAAGCGCCUUCGUCAUCAAGCUAAUCAUCUGAAUAUCGUCAAUGGGUCAUCCAGUGAGUUGUGGAAAGAAGCGGAUAGCAUUGUCAGGCUCGCUACAGUUAACGAUGAUGACGAUGAUAAUUCACCUCCUCGAUCUCCAUCUUCUCUGACUUUUAGCUUUGACGAUUCGGAAGAGGAAUCCCAUGAUGUGGAUGAGCCUGAGAAACAUCGCAGUGGGGCGUCAUUUCCAGACACUGCCCCGGAACAAAUCAAUUCGUCUAGUAGUGCCUCCCCUGACCAGCGCCCUGAGGAUCCCACCGCUAAAGGCACGUCCGUGCUGGACUUGAUCUAUCAACGACGUACUUCCCCUGAUUCGCUGUGUCUGGAUACUGGAGUAUCACGUCCCCGAAAACUUCUCUUUGACACACAGUCACUCCAUGACCUUGUUGCACGCGCUGGUACUGUCACUCGUGCGUUGAAAGAUGUGAUCCGCAAAGCAGAAGGAGUAGCGCCUGCUUCUGUGGACGAGGUUCUCCAACCCAAUCCGCCCUUCAGCCGAAUUUUCGAUCAACCACAGGGCGGUCUUUUGGAGGUCUGACUAUCUGACACUCGUCACAUCUCGUUUUCAUGACACAAAAUUCUCCUUCCUCAUUCUCCAGCGCUUUUCCCAAAAUUUGCCAAGACCUUAAAUAUCUGAGACGAUUGCAUGAAAGACAAGAAAAACGAAAAGUUCCUAGGGCGGAGUCAUGUCAUAAUGCAUUGCUUGGUGACGAAAGACGUUCGAAACAAAAUUUUUACAUUAGACUAAUUGUCCUGUAUGAGUGAACCACUUCUGUUGGAUGUAUCUUCUUUUUCUCCUUUGGGGCUCUCAUGUUAGGUAGGUAUGUGUGUUUGGACCUUUUUCUUGUACGAGUGUUACGGAGCAUCAGUUACUGGACCCUUUUAUUUUUCCUUUGCUUUAUUUCAUUAUGUCUUUACCUAUUCCCUAAUUUCCGUUUCAUUUCCCUUAUGUCAUAUGAGCCUGAGAGAUGUUUGUCCGUCAAGCUCUUUGUCUGGGGUUCAACUCCUCUGGGGACUUUCUCAUGGCAUGAUGUCUGGAAAGAUAAAAUGAGGAAAAGAGGGAUUGAUUAUAGGAAUACAUUAAUGAGGGUGUGCAUCUUACAUACAUGGCGUGUAUCAGUCAAUGUUAAGACUACUUCAAAUGAGAAAAAAAAAAGAAAUAAGUGGUACUGAUGCAGGCUUAUUAAUUAUUCUAGAGAGAUUAGUUGAAGCUGGUUUUAGGAUAUCAGUAUAUAUCUGAAUGGAAUGGCUUAGUCUGCAAGAAGCACAGAAGCCC